UAAAUCCUUACAACAGGAUUAUAUUGUUAGUUUGUUGUAGAAAUUAAAUCAAACAACCAAAAAAAAAAAAUAAACUUGAGAGUUGGGCUGGCAAGAUGAAGAAGCAGCAGCAGCAGGUUUGUAUGAUAAUGAUAAUAGGUGUGGUGGCGUGCAGCCUGGUAGGUGUGGCAUUAGCCGUGCCCCCGCCCCCGCUUAACUUCAACAAUGAUGUCCAAAUGUAUUUUGGGAAUCAUCUUGGGCAAGUGCAAGACAACGGCAACACGAUGGCCCUGAAUCUUGACCAACAAACUGGUUCUGGUUUCAAUACCAAAAAUGAGUACCUGUUCGGCAGAUUCGACAUGCAAAUGAAGUUAGUGAAAGGCUUCUCGGCUGGCACUGUCACCACCUUCUAUCUAACAUCACCUAUAGGACAAGCGCACGAUGAAGUGGACUUUGAAUUCUUAGGGAAUGCUACUUUUCAGCCUUACACAGUCCAUACCAAUGUAUUUGCUGAUGGGAAAGGUGACAGGGAGCAACAGUUCCAUCUCUGGUUCGACCCAACAGCCGCAUAUCACGAUUACACUAUUAUCUGGAACUCACAAAGAAUUGUUUGGUUGGUGGAUAACGUUCCGAUUAGAGUAUACGAGAAUCACGAAAAUGUUGGGGUUCCAUUCCCAAAGAGCAAGCCCAUGAAAGUAUUCUGCAGCUUGUGGGAAGCGUCUGAUUGGGCAACCCAGGGAGGAGAUGUGAAGGUAGAUUGGUCAAAAGCUCCCUUCACUGCCUACUACAAAAACUUUGUUAUCGACGGUUGUGUCGGAACUUCCUCCUGCGCCGAUAGUAAGCCAUGGGGAAAGUAUGCGCUUGAUGCCGAUGCCAAUAAUAAACUCCAAGGCGUACGAACAAAGAAUAGGGUCUACAAUUACUGCACUGAUAACAAGCGUUUCGGGGGCAACCCUCCUGCUGAAUGCAAACCCGCAGGCCCACAGCCUAAAUAAUUUAAGUUGCCGCCCGGCCACUCGCGUGCGUCGUUACAGAUCGAUCAAUAAUAAUGCAUGAGAUUCAAUUCAUUAUUAUUUCUCAUUUUGUAGAUAGGUUAUUAUUAUCUAGCUAAGCUAGAUUGUAUGUAAUCCACUCAUAUAUAUGUAAUGUAUAUAUGGAUUGCAAUUAAUAAACAUUAUUUAUUUCUUUCAUUUUUAA
Molecule: messenger RNA, 1176 nt
Organism: Ipomoea nil (Japanese morning glory)
Lineage: Eukaryota; Viridiplantae; Streptophyta; Magnoliopsida; Solanales; Convolvulaceae
Product: xyloglucan endotransglucosylase/hydrolase protein 24-like
Exons: 1
Coding region: 96-974 (292 amino acids)
Biological process (GO): xyloglucan metabolic process; cell wall biogenesis
Cellular component (GO): apoplast; cell wall
Molecular function (GO): xyloglucan:xyloglucosyl transferase activity; hydrolase activity, hydrolyzing O-glycosyl compounds
Source: RefSeq, a predicted model, not a curated record